GCUAGCGAAAUUCCAAAAAAGGAGCUCAAAAAUUAAUCAUCGAAGAGAACAGUAGAGAGAAACAAUGAAUCCAUUCCCCCUUUCCCCAAUUUUCUGUUUCUCUCUCUAAAUAUCUCACUUUCUCUCUCCAGAAACGAACGAAUCUGAGACCCCACAAAUCUCUCCUUUAAACCCCCUCUUGUUCAGAAGAAGACCUCCAAAACCCCAAUUUCUUAGCAAUGCCUGCUUCCUCCUCAGAGACGAGGAAUAGAUGGAGGAAGCGGAAAAGGGAAAGUUUAAUUUCGAGGAAAAUGAAGAAUCAGAACGAUGAGGACGGGUUCGAAGACGAGGAAGAUGAGGAAGAAAUUGAGCAACAAGAGAUGGUUGAUGACCUCCAAAACCCUAAUAAUUCAGUGGAUCGAAGUUAUACAAACUCCGUUGUUGAGUUGGUGUCGGAAAGUAAGGAGAGGAUUAGUGAGUUUCCGAUGGUAGUGAGACGUGCUGUAACGCGGCCGCAUUCAUCCGUGUUGAAUAUUGUGGCUAUAGAGAAGGCUGGGCAGAGUGGGGAGAGUAAGCAGAAUGGUGGUGUGGUGUUGGAGAAUUUGUCGUAUGGGCAGCUUCAGGCACUUUCGGCUGUGCCUGUAGAUCAUCACGCGUUGUUGAGUGAUGAAAGAGGAGAAGGGAGUGGGAGUGGUUCGUAUGUGAUUACUCCGCCGCAGAUAUUGCCUGGUCGCGGUGUUGUUAAGCAUUAUGGUAGUGCAGGUCGAAUUCAUGUUGUGCCUAUGCACGCAGAUUGGUUUUCACCUAAUACUGUGCACAGAUUAGAAAGACAAGUGGUACCACAUUUUUUCUCUGGAAAGUCAGCUGAACAUACACCCGAAAAAUACAUGGAAUGUAGAAAUUGUAUUGUUGCAAAGUAUAUGGAGUCUCCUGUAAAGCACUUGUCAGUUGAUGAUUGCCAUGGGAUAGUAGCUGGCAUCAGUGCUGAUGAUGUAACUCGAAUUGCAAGAUUUCUUGAUCAUUGGGGGAUCAUCAACUACUGUGCUGUUCCUCCUAAAGAUGAGGCACCAAAAGAUGGCACAUAUUUGUAUGAGGACUCAAACAAUGAUAUCUGUGUUCCGGUAGCUGGUUUGAAGUCUAUUGACAGCUUAGUCCAGUUUGACAAGCCCAAAUGUCGACUGAAGGCAAAAGAUAUUUAUCCUGAACUUGUGCGUGACUGCGAUGACGACUCCGAUUUUGACAACUCAAUCCGAGAAGUCUUGUCCGAAAUUAAAUGCAAUUGUUGUUCUCGGCCUGUUUCACUGGCGUACUAUCAGUCACAGAAGGAGAUUGAUAUUCUAUUGUGUUUGGAUUGCUUCCACGAGGGUAGGUUUGUUGCUGGUCACUCUAGCUUGGAUUUUGUCAAAGUGAGCUCUAUGAAAGAUUAUGGAGAUCUAGACGGAGAUUCUUGGACUGACCAGGAAACCCUAUUGCUUCUCGAGGGAAUGCAACGCUACAAGGAAAACUGGAAUCAAAUUGCUGAACAUGUUGGCACCAAGUCAAAAGCACAGUGCAUCCUUCAUUUUGUUCGUCUGCCUUUGGAUGGUGCCUCGUUAGACAAUAUUGAACUUCCAGGUGCAUCUGGUCCCUCGAGUUCUAGCACAGGUGAAGAUCCUAACAAAUCUCAUUCAAUUUUGAAUGGGAAUCUUGCAGGACCAAGCACUGAAAACUUUCAUCCUGAUAGCAAAUUUCCAUUUGAGAACUGUGGAAAUCCAGUAAUGUCCCUGGUUGCUUUUCUGGCAUCUUCUGUUGGACCGAGAGUUGCUGCAGCAUGUGCCCAUGCAUCCUUGGCAGCAUUAUCUAAGGAUGAUACUUUAGGUGCAAGACGAAACAUGACUCAGAUGGAUGGAUCCACAGCAAAUAAUGGGACCAGUGUAGGAAGAAUGCCUGGAAAGAAUGGAAGUCCUCAUGGAGAUGUUGGAAAUUCGCAUCAGCUAAAAGAUGAAAAGUCAGGAGGACAAGGUCCACAUGAUACUGGAGGUGCUCCAUUAUCCACUGAAAGUGUAAGAGCUGCUGCUAAAGCUGGUCUUGCAGCUGCAGCUAUAAAAUCAAAGCUUUUUGCUGACCAUGAAGAACGUGAGAUUCAACGGUUAUCUGCAAACAUAGUCAACCAUCAGUUAAAGAGGUUAGAGCUGAAGCUGAAGCAGUUUGCAGAGGUGGAGACCUUGUUAAUGAAAGAAUGUGAACAAUUGGAGAGGACAAGGCAACGAUUUACUGCAGAACGUUCUCGGAUGAUAUCUCAACCUGGUUCCAUUCGAGUAUCCCGACCAAUGGGGGUGUCUGGUGCUGGUGCAGCAGUGGUCAGUAACGCAGGAAAUAGUAGGCAGCAACAAGUUGUUUCAGCUCCUCAACAACAAGGUUUUGUUUCUGGAUAUGGAAACCAACAACAGAUGCAUCCCCAAAUGUCAUUUCUGCAGCAACAAGGAAUGUAUGGAUUUGGGCCUCGGCUGCCACUAUCAGCGAUACACCCUUCCUCUUCAACACCCGGUAUGUUUAAUGCAUCAGCAAGUUCCCAGCCUGCUCUCAGUCAUUCAAUGCUUAGACCUGUAUCUGGGACAAAAUCUGGUUUAGGUUGAGUGAGAGUGAUUUGAGCUUUGGAUUUGCGUCAGUUUACUGAUCGGUUCACGUCAUUUCCGCAAUUAUUGAGGCGAGAGAACAAAUGAAUUCCAGUUGCAUUGCUCUGUCAGACGAAUUGAGACAUACACGAAGCCCAUCAACUGAAGCUGCAGCUUGGACUGACAGUGCAUUGGCCUUAUUACCCGAGCAGGAGCGCUCACAUUAGUUGCUGCCGUAUGCAGCUAAACUUAUUCGUAGAAACAACUUGUACUAUAUUUCGGUUUCUACUGUGAAAUAACACACUUUUGGACAAGAAGUCUUGAGACUAGGGAUCUAGAAAUUUAGUUUUGUGCAGUACAGGUAAUUCAGGUGGAGAAAACAGGGCUAUCUGUAUGACAGUUUUCGGUACAUGCCUUUUCUUGAUCAUAGAAGUCGUGUAACAAAACUGUUGUGCCGAUUCCUACAUUUGUAGUCGUUUGUAGCCGAUUUCCAGAGUAAUAUAACUACGGUUUGAGGGUUAAA
Molecule: messenger RNA, 3096 nt
Organism: Capsicum annuum
Lineage: Eukaryota; Viridiplantae; Streptophyta; Magnoliopsida; Solanales; Solanaceae
Product: SWI/SNF complex subunit SWI3C
Exons: 9
Coding region: 219-2594 (791 amino acids)
Molecular function (GO): protein binding; zinc ion binding
Source: RefSeq, a predicted model, not a curated record